UCUACUUAAACAGCUUCACCUCCAGACAGCAGGUCGGUUGAACAAAAUGGCAUCGUAUGCAGACGAGCCAGUCGACAGCUACUUCUACUCAUCAUCUUACAACAACAACAACAACAACCCUUACCUGGGCAGGUAUCAGCCUCGAGCUAAAGAGUGGAGGUAUAAGAGCUACCUGUCUCACUAUGGAGACUCCUCCUCUUCGGAGGCGUUCAACAACCAGCAGCGAGCUCAGCUGAAAUCCAUCUUAUCCCAGAUCAACCCUAAACUCACCCCGAGGCUCCGGAGGGCCAACACCCGGGACGUGGCGGUGCAGGUGAACCCGAGGAGAGACGCUGAGGUGCAGUGCUCCAUCGGGACCAGGACCCUGCUGGCCUGGAAGAGGGAUGCACGACGCAGGAGAAAGCAGGACUCCUCCAACAUCUCCAACAUCUCCUCCUCCAGAGCUGCAGGCGGUGCAGCAGUGCGUUAUCCUCGCACCCUCGCUGUGUAUUCACCCAUCGCCUACAGGAGCGUCACCUCCUUCAUAACAUCAACGUGUCCUUUGGUGGAUGAAAACAACAACGACAACAACAGCAGCAGUCAGGAGGCCUCCUGCGGUGAGGCGCACACUGGUGACCCGCCCGGUGACCCGCCGGAGAAGAGCGCAGACAUCCAGGCCGGUGAGGAUGGAAAGAGCGCAAAGCUCCCAGACAAACGCAACAUGCCCAAAACCAAACAACAGGUGGAGAAGAGCGAGGACGCACUGAUGACAUCAGAGGGGUCAAAGGGCAAAGCGCGCGUCCGGUUCCAGUUUCUGGAACAGAAGUACGGAUAUUAUCACUGCAGAGAAUGCAAUCUGCGGUGGGAGAGUGCCUAUGUUUGGUGCGUUCAGGGCACCAGCAAGGUUUACUUCAAACAGUACUGCAGGAAAUGCCAAAAGGACUUCAACCCGUACCGUGUUGAGGACAUCACAUGUCACACUUGCAACAAAGCACGCUGUUCCUGUGCGAUAACACAACGCCACGUCGACCCCAAGCGGCCCCACAGACAGGAUUUGUGCGGCAGAUGCAAAGGCAAGCGGCUCUCCUGCGAAAGCACUUUCAGCUUCAAGUACAUCAUCUAGAAGAACAUCUGGAGCUGAACUUUGCAAACACAUCUGUACUGUACAUGUGUCCUGUGGGUGGGGGUUGCACCUUCAACCCAGCGCCACUAUAUUUGCAGAUGCAAUGACGGCAAUUUUUGGAUGCAAAACAUUAGAUUUGAUGUUUCAAAACUUUAUUUCAUGCCUGUUUUGUGUUGAUGAAAUUAAUGGUAAGCACCACACAGUUUACGAUGUAAUAAAUGGCUACCUUGCACUCUG
Sebastes umbrosus (honeycomb rockfish) is the source of this 1339-nucleotide messenger RNA. RefSeq names its product zygote arrest 1 (gene zar1). Gene Ontology annotation, biological process: translation. Gene Ontology annotation, molecular function: mRNA base-pairing post-transcriptional repressor activity. Bases 47 to 1102 code for a protein of 351 amino acids. NCBI's taxonomy places the organism in Eukaryota, Metazoa, Chordata, Actinopteri, Perciformes, Sebastidae. The transcript has 5 exons. Gene Ontology annotation, cellular component: cytoplasm. The record is from RefSeq and is a predicted model, not a curated record.